AUGGAGAUCCCUGACAACCAGAGAGUCCGGAAUAACCCCUCGUCCUUGCGAACGAUCCAAGCACUGUGCUGUCUUUCGACUCAUGGCAACCCACGUGCUAUAACUUGGAACAGGCGGCAGACGGCCACACUCCUACCCACAAAGUUACCUUCGCAUCCCCCCCCCCCCCCCAUCGUCAAAUUGACCGACGAUUUCGCCAUUUUCAAAGAGGAAGGCGAGGUUUUCCAGUGGGGCGACAAGCUCCCGCAACAGCCCCCCACUCCCUCCGACGAUGACGGAGAGUUCGAUAAGGAGUGGUUCCGAUGGGUGGCUUUCAACGAGCCUGUCAAAAGAUGGCCGACCAGGCUUCCGGAAUCACUGGACUAUGAGCCACGGAAAAGACCACCCCCUCCAAUCAAGGAGUUGUCUACAGGAGGCCGUCGCAGUGUGGCGGUAUCCAAGUCUGGCCAGCUGUUUAUAUGGGGCUACAAGAGCUCCAAAUGGCCCGAGAUUGAAGAUUGUAAUGAUCGCAAUAGCGCUACGCUCGAGGAGGCCAGAAUUACCGGUGGUAACCCGGACGAGACAACGGCUCUGAAGAUCAAGCAUGCAGCCGCCGGUGGUAAUCAUGUUGUGGCUCUUGCAGUCGAUGCCUCUUUGUGGUCUGUUGGUAAUGGCCUUUAA
Molecule: messenger RNA, 660 nt
Organism: Aspergillus homomorphus CBS 101889
Lineage: Eukaryota; Fungi; Ascomycota; Eurotiomycetes; Eurotiales; Aspergillaceae
Exons: 2
Coding region: 1-660 (219 amino acids)
Source: RefSeq, a predicted model, not a curated record